AUGUUGUUACCAGUUUCAAGCCGUGGUGUUAAUCAAAUGAAACUUGAUAAUCUUCGUCUUUCCGAUCUUCCUCUAGUUCAUACAUUCAUACCAUCUUUUCUCAAUACUAUAGAACUUCAUUAUGCUUAUCAAUUAUAUAUUGGUUAUGAUUGUGAUGAUCCAUGGUAUGAUAAUGAACAAAAUUGGAGUGAUCUAAUUAAUUUUAUCCAUAGUUACAUAAGAAAUACUAGUUCAUCCGAUUUUCGCGUAGACAUAAAAGUAAAUGUACUCUAUGGAAUCGAUCAGAGAAUUACUGCUAUUUGGAAUACAUUAGCAGCUAUUGCCUAUAAGGAUGAUUGUGAUUACUAUUAUCCAGCAAAUGAUGAUCUACAAUUACGAACGAAAGGAUGGACAAGUGCAGCAAUUGAAUUACUACAAAGCUGUGCUGUUGCUAGCAAUUUUGGUAUUGUCGCUUUUCGUGAUAUUAGUGCAUGUGAAUAUCCGACGUUUCAUCUUACACAUAGAAAACAUUUAGACUUACAUGAUGGAAUAUAUUAUCCGUUACCAUCGCAUGGUGCUCAUCAAGAUACGUGGAUCUUUAGUAUGUAUCGUGCUUGGAAUUGUUCCUUUUUUUUGCCACAAUAUCAGUUGAGAAAUCAUGUUGGUCUUUCUGUCAAGGCACGUUAUGAUUAUGGUGACGAUAGUAAGAUUACUUUUUGGGUUCGACGCUCUCGAAAAUAUUUAUACAAUCGUCUAAUGAAUUUUUCAACAAUGGAUUAUAAUCAAUCUUUAAUUAAUCUUUCCCAUAUUAACUCUCAUGUUGAAUUAAAAGUACCUUGUUCAAUUGAAGAUAAAGAGAAAAUAGAUGCUUCUUUAUUAGCUGAUGCAAACAAAAUAAAUUAA
This is a messenger RNA of Adineta ricciae, 882 nucleotides long. NCBI's taxonomy places the organism in Eukaryota, Metazoa, Rotifera, Eurotatoria, Adinetida, Adinetidae. The record is from the annotation of a GenBank genome assembly.